Messenger RNA from Acanthosepion pharaonis, 459 nucleotides. The record is from the annotation of a GenBank genome assembly. NCBI's taxonomy places the organism in Eukaryota, Metazoa, Mollusca, Cephalopoda, Sepiida, Sepiidae.
AUGGACAAGGAAAAGAAAAUAUUUGAAGAAAGACCAUCAUUGUGUUUCUUAUCACCACCACUUCAUUUUAUUAUUUUCUCUCUUUUCUGUUUCUCUCAUUCUUUAUCUCUUUCGUUCGCUCGCCCGCUCGCUCUCUCCCACACACUUUUAAUCUCACCUUUCUUACUUUCUCGUUCUCUUACAAACUCAAUCAGCCCUUUCUAUAUUUUCUUUAUCUAUCUCUUUCUUAGUUUCUCCGCCCACUUUCUCUUUUUCUCAUAUUUUUUCUUUCUUUUCUUUCUUUCUUUCUUUCUAGCUGUAAAUUCCUCCAAGCCCAACAUUCCCCCACCACAAUUACUCAAGUCGAGUAGGCGGGGUAGUGAUGUUUGGGGUGUUAAAACUAUUUCUUCCAGCGGAUACUUAUUAUUCAAUUUCCGACUGUUUGUUAUUUAUACGAUAAUAGAUUUCCCACCUUCGUGA